AUGGCUGGUUUUCUUGCGUACCACGAACCUGGUAUUGUCGAGAUAUUGAUUAUUAUAUCGUUUUUCUUCCUUCUAUCGUUAGCAGAAUGGAUCUCGACUAAGAUCAUUCGGGCCGGUAUUAUUGGCCAAAUUGCUGUCGGAAUUAUAUAUGGGAAACCCUUGGCCAAUAUUUUGGAGUAUCCAUGGCAGCAGACGUUCCUCGCCAUUGGGUACGUUGGCUUGAUCCUGAUCAUAUUUGAAGGUGGCCUGCAAGUGAGACUGGAUCUCUUGAAGCAAAACUUUCUCCUUAGCACCCUCGCAGCGGCUACCGGUGUCCUUUUCCCGAUUGGACUUUCCUACCUACUAUUAUACCUGGGGUAUGGAUAUGGCGCAGUUGAGACUUUCAUCAUUGGUGCUGCGCUCUCGGCGACUUCCUUGGGCACUACUUUCUCCGUUAUUUCUUCUGCUGCGAGUGCGAUUGAUCUUUCACAAACUCGAGUUGGCUCAGUACUUGUGAGUGCCGCUGUGAUUGACGAUGUGGUGGGCCUUGUGUUGUCUAGCGUCAUUGGAGACUUGGGAGAGCUUUCUGGGCCCGAUGCUGGCCACGUAAAUCUCGGCUGGAUCAUCGGUCGACCAAUCGUAGCCUCUGCGGCCAUGGCAAUCCUCACGCCGAUUUUCACGAAGUGGAUCUUUGCACCGAUUUUCCGACGCUGGAUUGAGCACAAGUUUGCAAGGUUUGACCAUGUUUCUAACAUCCUCUUGAUGGUGUUGGUCUUAUCUGCCUUCAUCAGCAUUGCUGCAUAUGCAGGCACGUCGGUCUUAUUCGGUGCAUUCCUUGCUGGUACGUUUCUCACGUACUUGCCGAGCACGCAUCCAGAUGGUCCAUUUGUCGUGAUGAGCCGUGAAGAGGGGGAGCGAAACGCCGACAAGAGUCCCAAAUUCAUUCAUACCUUCGAGUUGUACCUCCUUGAUACCCAGAAGUAUCUCAUGGAGCCACUUUUCUUUGCCAGCAUUGGGUUUGCAAUUCCAUUUGUGGAGCUUUGGACAGGAGAACGAAUUUGGAGAGGAAUUCUGUUUACAUUGCUCAUGGCAUUUGCGAAAUUCAUUGUCGGGCUAUGGAUUCCUUUUUGGAAAUUCUUGAGCUCGUCGAAGGGUGACUCUGGCGCAGCCCUUGCUUCGCCGACAGCCAACAAGAAAAAUGGAUAUGGUCCAGCAUCACUGGCUGGGCUACUUCUUGGUUCGGCGAUGGUGGCACGAGGUGAGAUUGGGCUUCUUAUCAUAGAGGUCGGGUAUAAUGAAACGAGCUAUGUGAGUCAAGACGGCUUCAUCACCGCGGUGUGGGCUAUCCUUCUCAAUACCAUCAUUGGCCCCGUAAUCGUGGGCAACUUGGUCAAAUAUCGUGGGAAGCGAAUUGGAGAGGGUGAAUGGGGAUUGCAGACACAAGAACAGCCCCUGAUACCAAACCCCAGCGGGGCCCGGGCAUGA
Penicillium daleae is the source of this 1464-nucleotide messenger RNA. Its product is annotated as cation:proton antiporter. Gene Ontology annotation, molecular function: antiporter activity. The record is from RefSeq and is a predicted model, not a curated record. Gene Ontology annotation, cellular component: membrane. The coding region runs from base 1 to 1464 and encodes 487 amino acids. NCBI's taxonomy places the organism in Eukaryota, Fungi, Ascomycota, Eurotiomycetes, Eurotiales, Aspergillaceae. Gene Ontology annotation, biological process: proton transmembrane transport. The transcript has 6 exons.